Neogale vison (American mink) is the source of this 1392-nucleotide messenger RNA. RefSeq names its product UBA like domain containing 2 (gene UBALD2). NCBI's taxonomy places the organism in Eukaryota, Metazoa, Chordata, Mammalia, Carnivora, Mustelidae. Gene Ontology annotation, molecular function: protein binding. The transcript has 3 exons. The record is from RefSeq and is a predicted model, not a curated record. The coding region runs from base 41 to 544 and encodes 167 amino acids.
GCGAGCCGAGGGCGUUCGGCCUCCCGCGGCCGCCGAAGCCAUGUCGGUGAACAUGGAAGAGCUGCGGCACCAGGUCAUGAUCAACCAGUUCGUGCUGGCCGCGGGCUGCGCGGCCGACCAGGCGAAGCAGCUGCUGCAGGCGGCCCACUGGCAGUUCGAGACCGCCCUGAGCACGUUCUUCCAAGAAACCAACAUUCCCAACAGCCACCACCACCACCAGAUGCAGAUGUGCACCCCCAGCAACACACCUGCCACACCACCCAACUUCCCUGACGCACUGGCCAUGUUCUCCAAGCUUCGUGCCUCGGAGGGCUUGCAGAAUAGCAACAGCCCCAUGACGGCCGUGGCCUGCUCCCCCCCUGCGAGCUUCAGCCCCUUCUGGGCCUCGUCCCCGCCCAGCCACCAGGCUGCCUGGAUCCCGCCCUCCUCGCCCACGGCCCACAGCUUCCACCACCUGCACCACCCGCAGCCCACGUGGCCCCCCGGAGCACAGCAGGGGGGCUCCCAGCAGAAGGCCGUGGCUGCCGUGGAUGGCCAGAGAUGAGACUGGAUGCCGCCAGGCGCUGGGCUGGAGCUGGGGCGUGGGGGGGCAGUCCAGGGUCGUGGGGACACAGGAGGGCCGGGGUGGGGGAGGAGCUGGGGUGGGUGGGGUUUCCUGAAGAGCGCACUGGAAGAUUUUAUAAAAGAAUUUUUGUGGGUGGGGGGGGGAUAGUAAACUUCCUGAGCCACUUGGGUCCUUCAGGAGUUUCUCUUCAGACAAGUUUUUUUCCUCUUUUUAAUAUAUAACUAUAAUAUAUAUGACUAUAUAAAUAUAACUAAUGUUAUGUGAAACGAGGCUGGCUGACUGCAGUGUUGGGGUCAGCAGGGAAAGCCCGGAGCGUCUCCUUGGGCCAGCACCCCCUCCUCCACCCCUCGUCCCAGGGCAGGUGCUUGCAAGCCAGGUGGGGUGAUCUGCAGCCCUGAGGGGUUCGCUGGCUGCCUCUCGGAGGGGACGCCUGCGGGAAUCCAGAGGACCACCGCGGAUCCGCUCCCAGGAGUCCCACAGCAGGGGCUCCCAGAGGCGCCUGGCGGCCAAAGGUGCAGAGGCCCCUGGCCAUCACAAGUGCUCCCCGCCUGGACUUUGUGGCUGGCUCCCCAGUGGCCCUGCAGCUCUGUCUGUCUCCGGUGUCGCCUGUCGCCAGCCGGAUGUACGGGGCUUGUGCCGAACUAAAGAGCUGGAUUGGGUCAGGGGCUGAGGCUCUGCCUAGCGGGGGUCCCGCCUCUCCCACUGCGUGUCUCGCCCGAGUGGAUGGCAGAGUGGAGAGCUUGACUUUGGAUUUACUUCCCACAUCAGUCAUCUCACCAGGGUGAAAUUUUAAUUUAAAAACUUAAAAAAGAGACUUUUCUAACUUC